Molecule: messenger RNA, 1695 nt
Organism: Alternaria burnsii
Lineage: Eukaryota; Fungi; Ascomycota; Dothideomycetes; Pleosporales; Pleosporaceae
Product: phd-finger motif-containing protein
Exons: 4
Coding region: 1-1695 (564 amino acids)
Biological process (GO): negative regulation of rDNA heterochromatin formation; negative regulation of silent mating-type cassette heterochromatin formation
Cellular component (GO): Rpd3L complex; Rpd3L-Expanded complex
Source: RefSeq, a predicted model, not a curated record
AUGUCGCCGCGACGAUCGUCGCGGGCUCGUACCACCCAGCCCCCACCCAGCGUCGCAACACACAGCAACUCCUCCUCCUCCGUCUCAUCGGCGCGCACCGACCGUGCGUCGAGAGUCAACGCAAAACAGACAUCGCCUCCAAAGUCAUCAACCCCACACUCGCUCUCCUCGGAAGAGCCUGAAGAAGCGUCUCAUGACGUCCAGCCUGACCCGCCUCUAACCCGCCGACGAACACGCGAGCAUGACAAUGAUGAGAACGAAUCGGCCAAACUCGACGACGAGCUCGACGAUGAGAUAGCGGAAGAGGACGAGGUCACUCGAUGUGUGUGUGGCUACCAAGAGUACCCAGGUCCGCCAUCGGAUGCUCCCAAGUCCAUGUCUGCUCUCGUGGACCCCGACACCCAAGCCGAUGAACUUGGCGGGCUCUUCAUUCAGUGCGAUAUAUGUAAGGUCUGGCAACACGGAGGCUGUGUAGGCAUCAUGGACGAAGCUGCCAGUCCAGACGAGUACUUUUGCGAAGAGUGCAGGAAAGACCUCCACAAGGUCACAACAAGCCCCAAAGGGCAAAAGUACUCUAGAUACCUCCCCGUCUACGAUCAACAGCAUGGCAAGAAUCGCAAAUCGUCUGUUUCCAAGGAAUCAGAUGGGCAUCCAGGCAAAGACAAGGACCGCAACAACAGGGCGAGCGUAGAUUCCUUUGGCAAACGCCGAUCGACGAUGAAUAGCCGAGCUGCUUACGAUGAAGAUGAGGUGCUACGGAAGGUACUCGAAGAAAGCAAGCAUGAGGGCGGUACAGCGUCAGAGAACGGCAAUCGAAAGAAGCGGAGCCGUGACGACAGUGAAGAGACAAAGCCGGAAAUCAAACGACAGCGGACUGGUUCUCGUUCUCCCAGCAAUUCGCCAGUGAUAGAAUCCGAAGACGAUAGCACAAGAGCCUCCGCUCCGAAACAGAAACCUCGUGGGGCUGCCGCUAAGAGUCAACGCGAAAAAGAACAACGUGAAAAGGAACGUGAGAGUAGCCGAAACGAAGCCGCGAAUCGACGAAAAGGGCGUGCAGAGCGAAGAAAGGGGGACGAUAUAGAGGAACACGAACCCAGUCCCGCACCUGCCGUAGAAGAGCCCGCUAUGCCUCCGUCUGCCACCGAGGCGACAAUUCUCGACACUCCUAUGGCAGAACCCAAGCCUGCGCCUGCUCCACGAAGAGGUGGACGUCCACCACAAAAGGCUCGCGGUCGCCUUGGUCGAAAUCAGUACUCUCGCGAUACCAUACCCGCGACCAACGGCACUUCACCCAAGAACGACGUUGCACAAUCUCCGCAAGCGAAUGUCACAAACGGAGCCACCAAUGGGCACGAUAGCAGUGACGGGACAACCGGACACAAGCCUGCCAAGACGAAGAACUGGCGUCUGCAGAAGCUGUCUUGGAACGACAUACGAAGGCCGGCUGGAGCUAUGCAAAGUUACAUAGCGCAGCGACAGGUUGAGAUGGCCACUGGAGAGAAGCAUGGAAGUCUGGCUCCGGCUGUUCAACCCACAACGAACGGCGAGCCUGCUCAAGAGCAGCAGAAAGACGAGGAUACAGACCUGGCCAAGUUCAAGAAUCUGAGCACAACUCAGAUGAUGGACUUUUUGAGUCGCGAUCUCGUUCAUUGGCAGCAAAUGAUCACCGAGCCGACAGAGAAGUCGCCUAAGUGA